AUGAAUUCGCGUGGAGUGAACUACUGGGCCUGUUUGGCACUGGCCAUCAUCGGUGUACAGUGUGUGGCUGCGCAAAGCAAUCCCUGGCGGCGUCAGAACGACAGCUUCGCCACCGAAUCGGCCAGCGAUCGGAGCCAACGUCUGGGUCUGACGACCGGUUACGGUGGUGUGAAUGGCUACGGGUACUCCGGGACCGGGAUCGGUUCCUACACUCCGCUCAAGAUCGACCUGGGUGGCGUCGUGCUGGGGACACUGGUCGGAAUCGGGGCACUGUUGCUGCUACCGAAGCUGGUGAACGUGAUCGGUGGGGGAUACGGAGGCAGUGGCCACUACCGCAGCGCCGACAGCGAUCCGACCGGUAUCUCGGAGCUGAUGAACAAGGUGGACGAUUAUCUGGCCCAGAACAACAUCGAUUCGGGUGCGUGCAUGCAGAAGGGUGUCUGCAGCUACCUCCGAUCCUCGGAGUACCACGCGCAGGUCGGUACGGCCGACCAGGCUGAGCACAUGAUUCUGGCGCUAUCCGAGAACUCCAUCGUCGACUACAUGCUCGACGGUACGGCCAUCAAGGAGGCGAUCAAGAAUGGCAAGAUGCAAACGGCUCGAACCUGUGACGAAAUGUACCCGACCUGUCCGCUCGAUCGUCAGUCGACUUUGAAGCUGUUCAAGAAGAUGUUCCCCAUCGGGAACUAG
Molecule: messenger RNA, 690 nt
Organism: Anopheles bellator
Lineage: Eukaryota; Metazoa; Arthropoda; Insecta; Diptera; Culicidae
Gene: Desi
Exons: 3
Coding region: 1-690 (229 amino acids)
Source: RefSeq, a predicted model, not a curated record